Molecule: messenger RNA, 876 nt
Organism: Neltuma alba
Lineage: Eukaryota; Viridiplantae; Streptophyta; Magnoliopsida; Fabales; Fabaceae
Product: transcription repressor OFP14-like
Exons: 1
Coding region: 1-720 (239 amino acids)
Biological process (GO): negative regulation of DNA-templated transcription
Source: RefSeq, a predicted model, not a curated record
AUGCCCAAGAAGAUUCAAAAAUUCUUUCACCAUUGCCUCUCCAAGCUCAAAAACUCUCGUCCCCAGAUCCACCCUGCUGCUUCUUCUUCUUCAUCUCCGAUCAUGCGGAUCCUCUCGGGUUGCAAGCAACCCAAAACCCCUUCGUUUGCCGUCUCCAGAGGAAACGACAACGACGCAGCUAGGCUAUCAGAUGUUGAUCGUUUCCUCUUUGAGAAUUUCAAAUCUCUGUUCCUAGACGACAACGAAAAUACUCCUGAGAAUUAUAACAACAUCUCUACCAAUGAUGGAGUUUCUGAAGAAAAUCGCGGAGGUCCGAUAACAGGACCCCCUCCGCUCCGCCCGAUGUCGCCAGAUCUUCUCGGUGACGUCACUGAGUCUUCGGGUUCUCGGGAGAGCAUCGUCCUAUUGGCGUGGUCGGAGAACCAGUAUGAGGAUUUCCGGCGAUCAAUGAAAGAAAUGGUGGAUUCAAGGUUGAGGAAUCACGAAAGGGUGGAUUGGGGAUUCAUGGAGGAGCUCUUGCUUUGUUACUUGAACCUAAACGAGAAGAAGUCGCACAAGUUUAUACUGAGUGCUUACGUGGAUUUGGUCCACGUUUUGCGGGAAAGCUCGUCGGAAAAAGCUCCGGCAACGGCGAAGCCCAGGAGUGUUCGGACAAUUAGGACCGGAAGGGAGAUCGGGAGAAGCAGAGUUGCAAUCCGGGCAAUAGAGAAGCUGGACUGAAUCAAGAAGAAUUUUAUUAGGAUAUUUUUUUUUUCCUUUUUCCUUUUUCGUUUUUUUUUUUCACUUUCUAAAAUCUUCAGGGCUCAAGCAUCAGUCAAGCAUGCAAUAGCCAAUAAGAAGCAAGAAGCAAUCAAUCCUCUUCACCCUUCGGAGUCA